AUGAAAAUGUUCUACGUAGGUCUCGAUAGGGAUCGACCUAGAUCAGCCACGCCGGCUGAAAAUGAGGUGGAUAGAAGACGUGGUCUGUCUUCCUCCAUGGAGAAUCUGGAGAAACUGGACGAUGACGAUGCGAUAAGGGAUCGCUCCCCUACAUGCACUCGCGCAUCUACACCUACACCAAUGCGAGUGACGCGCUCUGUCGCUAGAGCGCAAUCUGCGUCUAUGUCUGAAUCGCCUAAUUUGACACAAUUAACGCAGUUGGAGAGGACAAAGACUCGUUCAACUACAUCUUUGAACUCGGAUAAAGAGAAUGGUCGUGGUGGUAGUCUGACGCUGGGCUAUGGAGACACUGUGGUGAGAGACUCGAACAUCGCUGGUUCGAAGAACUCUCUUGUCUCAGAAGCCUCUUUUGUCUCGGCUACCUCUGCUGCAGGCUUGAAGUCAAAGAGAGGACGCACGGCUUCUAGUUCAAGUGGGAAUAGUGGUGACAGUUCCAACACUGUCACUAGACCGGACCGUAAAAGGCAGGCAGUGGAGUGUUGUUCUACUGAGGACUUGUUUUCGCCUCCUUCACCUCAGGCUCAGGGUCCAUCGCCGGAGGAGACAAAACAACACGACUACGGCUAUUGGGAAGCAAUGGAGGAGUACAGUGGUGAUGAGGAGGGUGUUCUUGAGAUGAACCCGGAGCGCAUCACUCCUAGCACAAAGGUCGAAUCCAUCACAGACUUCCACGAGAAGGCAAUGAUGGAACUGGUAAAGGUGGACUUCCUCUUCAAGAAGUCCAAAAAUCUUAGCGGCAGACUCAAAGGAGCACUUAAUACCUCCAUUAGUGCCCUUCAAAUUCUCAUUGAAAAGACUCUGUCCCUGACUCCUGGUAAGGAGAUACAAACUCUGAGGGAUAGCAAUGUCAGUCUCAAAACUGAAAUGGCUGCUAUUAAAGCAGAGGUUGCCGCCCUUCGUAGGGACCGAACAGAAUGGACGACCAAGCUGAAACAGCUGGAGGAGCGGAGGGCUGCUCCAAGGGUCGUCCAGAUUGAAGCUCCUGCCGAACUUAGGUGGCCCUAACGCCACCUGUCGCCGAUUGUUCGCGGGAGUGGUCCGGAGCAUGGCCCUCUACGGUUCCCCCGUGUGGGUGAACUCACUCAACGCCGACAACCGGGCUUUGUUGAGGAGACCACAGAGGGUAGUUGCCUUGAGAACAGUGUGUGCUUACCGAUCGGUAUCUGGUAGUGCGGCAUGCGCCUUGGCUGGUAUGCCUCCGUGGGAACUGGAAGCCCAGGUCCUAUCGGAGGUAUACAAGGCCCGCACUGAGGCAAGGAACAGGGGAGACCGUCUCGCCCCAGAAGAGAUGGUGGAAGUGAGGAGACAAGCCAACGACGACCUAAUGAGAGUCUGGAAGCAGAGUCUCGUGUCGCCAACCGUCGGCUUUCGCACCCUAACUGCCCUCCAACCUGUCCUUCAAGACUGGAAGGAGAGGCGACACGGGAAGGUAACAUUCCGUUUGGUGCAGAUACUGACCGGGCAUGGUUGCUUCGGCAAAUAUCUGCACCGAAUAGGGCGCGAGGAAACACCAGAGUGUCAUCACUGUGGUGCUGUGGAAGACACCGCGCAACACACCCUCGAGGUGUGCAGUGCAUGGUCUUCCCAGCGCUACGCUCUGAUGCUCGUGGUGGGCCAGGACCUGUCCCUCCCCAACGUAGUUCGGUCUAUGUUGGGCAGUCGCAGGUCCUGGAAGGCGGUUAUCUCCUUCUGUGAGACAGUGAUGACACAGAAGGAGGAGGCGGAGAGAGCCUGCGAAACGGCGGCCCGCGCCGGUUCUCGCCGCAGUCGUAGGACGGGGGAUAGAAGGCGUCGCUAUGCGUGCCCACCCCCGUCUUGAGGUCUGACUCCCUAACCCUGGGUUCUUCGUUCGGUCCGGUCUGCGUACUCCAUCCUGGGCGAGUCCGCGCCCGUAUACAUGCUUUCGCAUGUGUGUGGGCUCGUCUGGGUGGAGAGCACAGUAAUGUGCACAGACUGGACCGGUCUCGUUGUCGUCUGUCUCUUUCUUCUCGCCAGGCAAAGGUGGAGGAGUGCGAGGGGACUGAGGGAGAUGGCGGCGGGGUGAGAAGAACUCGGGAGGUGCCCUACUGUAUAGUGGGGAGGGGAGUUCCCUUCGCUCCGUGGCUAUGGCGCUGUCGGGGUCCUGGCAUACAUACACUCACAUGCAUGAUACACACACAUACAUCACACUUACUCUACCCUACACAACACAUACACACACAGUCACACUUUCACAGUUACACAUACAUAUACAUACACACACUUUCACACACACACGUGAGUGUGUGUGUGUGUGAAAGAAGAGGCAGAGGAGGUGGCAGGCUCACAAGGAGUGCCACCAAGGUUGGAGUUGCUCGAGACCCAAUAUCGACCAGUUCGGCUGGUCCGUCAACAUCUCGGGAUAACGAGUCACUAUAUGAUUCGUGCAGUGGAAGAGAGGAGAGCUUGGACAGAACUAACACACGCUCUCCUGAGCUAGUAACACAACAGGACGAUACAGAGGAUGGAGCGCUGAGAGAGCGCUCUCCUCACAGAACACCAACACCGACAACUAGGUCGAAGGCAAGAGCUGAGGCUGUCAAUCCACCACCUGAACAGCUGGCUCAGAUACCUGUCGUCGAGAUCACAAGGUUAGACGAUGACUCAGUAAAGGAUGCGGAGGAUAGCGACCCCCCUGAGAGUAUCAGCACUACGGCUUCUCGAAGGUCCAGCGGUUCGGGAAAUCUGCGAUACUUCAUGGGAUGCGGAAAGAGAGCCCACUCUGACUCAAACAGUGCUGGCUCGGACAAUAGCGCUGGCACCUUGACCGGGAGACGCAUCGCUAAGAGGAAAACUAAGCGAGCGACUAAGCGAACGGCGGAAGAGAGUGAAGAGUUUGCUACACCCACAACUCCCGCUCCUCGCAGCAAGGCUGCUUAUCUUAAAAAGGCGCCUGCCAAAACCUUAGAUAGUGGCCAUAUGUGGGGUCUCGCCAAGAGCCGAAAUGACACACAGAUUGGUUCUGACGACGACUACGACCCAGUAAUGGAUGAAGGCGGUGAACCUGCUGAUGGCAGAGCUCUCCCGCCGAGAGCACCUGUCACCAUACUGGACAUCAACGAGAGAGCCCUGGAGCAAAUCAACAGGAUUGCGAAUGCCUGCGCAAAAUCGCGCAAUCUAAAGGGGACUAUGGUUAAGGAGGUGAAUCAAGGCAUUAAAACCUUGAAGUACCUCCUUAACCAAACACUGACUGUCUCUGCUGACGAAGAAAUUCGUAUCCUCAGAGCGGAGAACACUCGUGUAAGAUCGGAGUUGGCACACCUGAGCAAUGAACUUAAAGCGCUCAAGAAAGACAUGGCUGCCAGAGCCAUGAAUCCAGAGGGUACUACCAAGCGCAGUCAAAAGAAAUCCUUGACCACCCCUCCAAUCAUUGUCCAGGGCAAUGAAAUGGAUGAGGAUCUCGGACUACCUUCUGGCACACUAGGGAGAUUGCAAAAUGCCGCCCUGGAAACGGCCAGCAAAUAUUUCGAAGCAAGGCUUGCGGGAUUAGAGAGUCGACUUCCUCCCGAGAAGUCGUAUCGUCCCCCCCUUGCUGCGGAUAAAAGACGGGAGAGUGCCCAACAAAACGUCGACACUCAACCAGGCAAACCCUCCCCCUCGGGUUCAUUCGAAGGGGGGCAUCAGAAACCUAAGUCUGGUAAAGGCAGGGGUGCUGCGCUGCCUAAGAAGGGCGCAGCCCCAAAUCCCAAGAAGGACGUGCCUUCUAGUUCGAAAGAGGCUGGCCAGAAGAAGAAGGCAACACCCCCUCAACAACAAGGGACUUUGAAAAAAGAGGAACCGCUUUCAAAGAACGUGGUAAGGAAAGAGGAAUUUCCGCCUUUACAAAGAGCGAAGAAGCAGAGGGUUGAUGAGCCAGAGAAACCUGGCCCAUCCAAUUGUGAUGGUGAUAUUGACGAGAGUGAAUCGGAUGAAUUGGAGGAUUCUGAAGAGUCCGAUACAGAGAACGAGGAUGAACUCCCUUCUCCUAAUGCGAUGUUGUCUGCCGAUCUGACGAAUCAGCUACGGCAAAAUAGGGAGGCCCUUUUAGCAGAGGUGAAUUUUAUGGUGGACGGAAUGGAGGCGGUCAUUAAUGAUCGAUACUAUGGGAGAGGAAAGUUGGCAGACGAGAUCUGCGAAUUUGGUGGACAAGGACUGGUAGGCGUCAGGCAUUACUACCUGAAAGCUGACAAAUUGUGGGACAAGGUGGAAGAAUAUUUCUUCAAGUCAGGCAAAGCGCUUGAUGAGAUGAGUUCGAACAUCAGGAGGCUUAUGAGGAGGAAUAAGAAUCUCAAAUGUGAGAUUAUGAUGCUUAGGACGGGGGUCUUGAAAUCAAGAGUGGAUGAGAUUCUUGGGAAAAAGUUGAGGGAUGCUGGAUGUGGUACAGAGGCAAGAGAGGUGAGGGAUGUGACGUGUGGCGCGAAAGCAAGACCGGGUGUGCGUGAGCGUCGUAUCCAAACGGAGACUUCCGUGUCUCCGAGUACGAAAGAGGCGAUGACAAUGGUUGUGCUGUGUAUGAGGGAGCGUGGUUGCCAAACGGAGACUUCUGUGUCCCCGGGUAUGAGCGAUUGGCUGAAUGAACCGGUGAUGAGGGAUAGGUGCACUCAGGCUGAGGUCUUUGUGCCCCUGAAGAACUUUUCUGAUGCGGGUAUCCAGCAUGUGCAGCAUGUUGGUCAUUGUGAUGUUGGAGUACAGUCAACGAUCGAGAGGAAGAGGAGAAAGGUAGAGGAAAAGAAUAGAGAGGAUAAGGAGAGGAGGGUUGGGGGGAAAGAGGCACCUAUGCCUCCGAGACAGGCACCUGCACCAAUGGAGCGAGCACCAGUGCCAGAGGCACGGGAGCCCCCUUACACCCAUAAAAAGAAAGGGAGGGCGAAAUUAAAAGAGAUGGGCACGACUGCCAUCUUAGUCUCCAUCCCCCCUGAAGAGGAGAAGAAGGGGUCAAUUACAGGGAAGCCAAGCGGUCGAUACAGCUUCAGGAUCUGGGGAUCUCAGGAGUUAAAAUGGGAAGAGCCGCCACCAGGGCCUUGCUUUUAA
This is a messenger RNA of Diatraea saccharalis (sugarcane borer), 5088 nucleotides long. The record is from the annotation of a GenBank genome assembly. NCBI's taxonomy places the organism in Eukaryota, Metazoa, Arthropoda, Insecta, Lepidoptera, Crambidae.